Messenger RNA from Falco peregrinus (peregrine falcon), 11472 nucleotides. RefSeq names its product insulin like growth factor 1 receptor (gene IGF1R). The transcript has 21 exons. Gene Ontology annotation, molecular function: phosphatidylinositol 3-kinase binding; insulin receptor substrate binding; ATP binding. Bases 31 to 4122 code for a protein of 1363 amino acids. NCBI's taxonomy places the organism in Eukaryota, Metazoa, Chordata, Aves, Falconiformes, Falconidae. Gene Ontology annotation, cellular component: insulin receptor complex; membrane; axon. Gene Ontology annotation, biological process: positive regulation of MAPK cascade; multicellular organism development; positive regulation of phosphatidylinositol 3-kinase/protein kinase B signal transduction. The record is from RefSeq and is a predicted model, not a curated record.
AGGGGAUUUUGUCCAAUUAAAAAAAGAGGAAUGAAGUCUGGCGCUGGAGGAGGGUCCCUCGCCGUCUUCUGGGGGUUCCUGCUCGUCUUCGCCGCACUUUGUCUGUGGCCAACAAAUGGGGAAAUUUGCGGGCCAAAUGUUGACAUUCGCAAUGAUAUCCAUGAGCUGAAACGCCUGGAGAACUGUACGGUAAUUGAGGGUUUCCUUCAAAUUCUGCUCAUCUCUAAAGCAGAGGAUUACCGCAACUUCCGCUUCCCAAAGCUCACUGUCAUAACUGACUAUUUGCUGCUGUUCCGUGUGGCAGGCUUGGAAAGCCUCAGUGAUCUCUUCCCCAACCUCACAGUCAUUCGUGGGAGGAACCUCUUCUACAAUUAUGCCUUGGUUAUCUUUGAAAUGACAAAUCUUAAAGAGAUUGGGCUUCACAACUUGAGGAACAUAACCCGCGGGGCCAUACGGAUUGAGAAGAACUCUGACCUGUGUUACCUCUCCACAGUGGACUGGUCUCUCAUCCUAGAUGCAGUGUCCAAUAACUACAUCGUUGGGAAUAAACCUCCAAAGGAAUGUGGGGACUUGUGCCCAGGCACGAUGGAAGAGAAGCCAUUGUGUGAGAAGACAUCUAUUAACAAUGAGUACAACUACCGCUGCUGGACCACGAACCACUGCCAGAAAAUGUGCCCCAGCUCAUGUGGCAAGCGAGCCUGCACAGACCAAAAUGAGUGUUGCCAUCCCGAAUGCUUGGGGAGCUGCACGGCACCCGACAACAACACCGCUUGCGUGGCCUGCCGCAAUUACUACUACGAAGGAGUCUGCAUGCCCACCUGCCCUCCCAACACCUACAAGUUCGAGGGCUGGCGCUGCGUGACUAAAGAGUUUUGCUCCAAAGUCCCUGCCACCGAAACAAGUGAAUAUGAGAGAUUUGUGAUUCACAACGAUGAGUGCAUGGCAGAAUGCCCCUCCGGAUUCAUACGCAAUGGGAGCCAAAGCAUGUUCUGCAGCCCUUGUGAGGGGCCUUGCCCCAAAAUAUGUGAGGAUGGGAAAACAAAGACGAUUGACUCCGUCACAUCAGCACAAAUGUUGCAGGGAUGCACAAUUCUGAAGGGAAAUCUGCUGAUUAACAUCCGUCGUGGAAAUAACAUCGCCUCAGAACUGGAGAAUUUUAUGGGUCUGAUUGAGACAGUAACAGGGUAUGUGAAAAUUCGUCAUUCCCAUGCAUUAGUCUCCCUGUCUUUCUUGAAGAACCUGCGGUAUAUUCUGGGAGAGGAACAGGUGGACGGGAAUUAUUCUUUCUAUGUGCUUGACAACCACAAUCUUCAGCAGCUGUGGGACUGGAACCAUCAUAACUUGACGAUCAAGGAGGGGAAAAUGUACUUUGCAUUUAAUCCUAAACUGUGUGUUUCUGAGAUUUACCGUAUGGAGGAAGUUUCAGGAACCAAGGGACGACAAAGCAAAGGAGAUAUAAAUCCAAGGAACAAUGGAGAGAGAGCAUCUUGUGAAAGCCACAUUCUGCGUUUCGUUUCCAACACUACGCUCAAGAAUCGGAUUAAACUAACAUGGGAACGGUAUCGCCCUCCAGAUUAUAGAGAUCUCAUUAGUUUCACUGUUUACUACAAAGAAGCACCAUUCAAAAAUGUGACAGAGUACGAUGGGCAAGAUGCGUGUGGCUCUAAUAGCUGGAACAUGGUCGAUGUUGACCUGCCACCAAACAAAGAGAACAACCCUGGAAUUCUACUGCAGGGAUUGAAACCUUGGACUCAAUAUGCCAUUUAUGUCAAGGCUGUUACCCUCACAAUGAUGGAAAACCACCAUAUUCAUGGAGCAAAAAGUGAAAUUGUAUAUAUCCGAACCAAUGCUGCAGUGCCCUCCAUUCCCUUGGAUGUUAUUUCAGCAUCCAACUCCUCAUCCCAACUGAUUGUGAAAUGGAAUCCUCCCUCUCUUCCCAAUGGCAACCUUUCAUACUACAUCGUGCGAUGGCAGCAGCAGCCUCAGGACAGUUACCUUUACAGACACAAUUACUGCUCCAAAGAUAAAGUCCCAAUUCGAAGAUAUGCUGAUGGGACCAUUGAUACAGAAGAAGCUACUGAACCCACCAAGCCAGAGGGAUGUGGUGGAGAAAAAGGACCUUGUUGUGCUUGUCCCAAGACAGAGGCAGAAAAGCAAGCUGAGAAGGAAGAAGCAGAGUACCGGAAAGUCUUUGAGAACUUCCUUCACAACUCCAUCUUUGUCCCCAGACCCGAUCGGAAGCGGAGGGACGUGUUCCGAAUCGCAAAUGCCACUUUGGCUGCUCGAAACAGGAAUGCGACUGGGACAGAUCACUUCACCAACGCUUCUGACACAGAGGAGAGUGAGGUGGAAUACCCGUUCUUUGAGACCAAAGUGGAUGGCAAGGAGAGAACUGUGAUCUCCCAUCUCCAGCCUUUUACUCUUUACCGCAUUGAUAUUCACAGCUGCAACCAUGAAGCUGACACGCUUGGUUGUAGUGCUUCCAACUUUGUCUUUGCAAGAACCAUGCCUUCAGAGGGAGCAGAUAACAUUCCAGGAACAGUAGCAUGGGAAGCAAAAGAAGAAAACACUGUCUACCUGAAGUGGUUAGAGCCUGUGAAUCCAAAUGGGCUGAUACUAAUGUAUGAAAUCAAAUAUGGUCAGCAUGGAGAGGAAAAGCGGGAAUGUGUUUCCAGGCAGGAAUACAAGAAGCUUGGAGGAGCUAAACUCACUCAUCUGAACCCUGGAAACUAUUCUGCUAGAGUUCAGGCCACUUCGUUGGCUGGAAAUGGGUCAUGGACUGAGCCAGUCUCUUUCUAUGUGCAACCCAAAUCAGCAAACUAUGGGAACUUCCUGCACUUGAUAAUAGUGCUCCCUAUUGCUUUCCUGCUCAUCAUUGGGGGACUGCUGAUAAUGCUGUAUGUCUUUAACAAAAAGAGGAACAGUGACAGACUGGGCAAUGGAGUACUUUAUGCUUCUGUGAACCCCGAGUACUUCAGCGCUUCAGAUGUGUAUGUUCCAGAUGAAUGGGAGGUGCCCCGUGAGAAGAUCACCAUGUGUCGGGAGCUUGGGCAGGGCUCCUUUGGAAUGGUGUACGAGGGGAUAGCCAAGGGAGUGGUGAAGGACGAGCCGGAGACCCGGGUGGCCAUCAAGACCGUCAAUGAGUCCGCAAGCAUGCGUGAGAGGAUAGAGUUCUUAAACGAGGCCUCGGUAAUGAAGGAGUUCAACUGUCACCACGUGGUUCGGCUGCUUGGCGUUGUUUCUCAGGGCCAGCCUACGCUGGUUAUUAUGGAGCUGAUGACACGUGGAGACCUCAAAAGUUACUUGAGAUCAUUGAGGCCAGACACAGAGAAUAAUCCUGGCCAGACACCUCCAACUCUGAAGAAGAUGAUUCAGAUGGCAGGAGAGAUUGCUGAUGGGAUGGCAUACCUCAACGCCAACAAAUUUGUUCACAGAGACCUUGCUGCGAGAAACUGCAUGGUGGCAGAAGACUUCACAGUGAAAAUUGGAGAUUUUGGCAUGACAAGAGAUAUCUACGAGACAGAUUAUUAUCGUAAAGGAGGGAAAGGUUUGCUGCCUGUCCGCUGGAUGUCCCCUGAAUCACUGAAAGAUGGAGUCUUCACAACGCACUCCGAUGUCUGGUCUUUCGGUGUUGUACUUUGGGAGAUCGCAACGUUAGCGGAGCAGCCGUACCAAGGCAUGACCAAUGAACAAGUGCUCCGCUUUGUGAUGGAAGGAGGUCUGCUGGAAAAGCCAGACAAUUGCCCUGAUAUGCUGUUUGAACUGAUGCGCAUGUGCUGGCAGUACAAUCCGAAGAUGAGGCCCUCCUUCCUGGAGAUCAUCGGUAGCAUUAAAGACGAGCUGGAUCCAGCAUUCAAAGAGGUCUCCUUCUUCUACAGUGAAGAGAACAAGCCUCCGGAUACAGAGGAGCUUGACCUGGAGACUGAAAACAUGGAGAGCAUUCCUUUAGAUCCCUCCUCCACCCUCCAACCCACUGACAAGCACUCAGGACACAAAGCCGAGAACGGCCCAGGUGUGGUGGUCCUUCGGGCCAGCUUCGAGGAGAGACAGCCGUACGCACACAUGAACGGGGGACGCAAGAAUGAGAGGGCCUUACCGUUGCCCCAGUCUUCGGCCUGCUGAUCCUUAGAACCAGAAUCUCACAGAAAUAAAACACAGAAAAACACGUGCAUUGGGGGAAGAAAGAAAGAAAAAUACAAUAUAUUCAAAAGCCUACUGUACCUCAGUGGAUCUUCAGAACUGCCAUAGCUGCACUUGGGAGAACCCUUUUUUCAGUAAACAAGUUAUCGUAUUUUUCUUUUUUCAAUAUGCAAGCAGAUGUUUGUUUCAGUAAAGGACUCCAUUCAUGGGGCGCACAGUUGGCCUUUUAAAACUCUAAUGUUAACACUUAAUAGCAACAGAAAACUUGAGAUCUGAUGUCUCUCUCUCCUCUCUCUUCUUUCUCUUUCUUUCUCUCUCUCUCUCUCUUUGCUUCGUAAUGGGAAACAUAUCUGCGUGCAAGUUCAACCGUACAGCACUUUUAUCAGAUCAAAGAUAUCGCAGGCCAGGUGGCUCCCUGGUACCCUUGCAAGCACCUGCCUAACACUGUAGGUCUUUAUAUAAAAAAAAAACAAAAAACAAAAAACAAAAAACAAAAAAAACCAAACAAAAAAAAAUACAAAAAAAAAAAGAAAAAAAACCCACCACAAACUAAAAAAGACUGGAUUUUUAAUGUUGCUCUUUAAUCUUUUUAGGAACAUGUAAAAGAAUAAAAAGGGCCAUCAUUCGUCCAAGGUUGUUAACAUUUUCAACGCUGCCAAAUUUUGCCAAAAAACUGAACUCUUUGGGUUUUUUGUUGUUUUUUUUGUUGUUUUUUUUUUUUUUUGUAGGCAUAGAAGGAGCACAGUAAUCAACUGCUCUGUUUAAAAGAGAUCCUGACCAAUACAUUCUAUUCAAUCAUACACUGGUAUUUAAAAAAAAAAAAAAUCAAAUUGUCUAAAUCUUUUUUCUAAACUGGACAAAAUGUGAUUAUUUUUUUUUCUUGUGAUGGAGAAGAUAAAAGGGAUGGGGUUAAGAAACAGCCCUCCCUCCACUCCUGUCCCCAUCCCAAUGAAUUCUGGACAAAACUGGCAGUGGUGAGCUAAAUAAACAUGUACAUUACCUACAAAAAAAAAAAAAUUAACUGCACGCCAAAAAUGAAACACGAAAAUAACCGGCAGAGAUCUCCAUCGUUGCAGCCUGCCUUCCUUCACAGGCUUGCAAGGAAAAAAACACCUAGAAACAUAAAUUGGAGAAGACAAAAAAAGCAGUAACCGGAUUCAAGUAUAUGAUGCUUUGUUGACCUUUUCUCUUUAUUAUUAAGACUUCUCGAAGGGUCUUGCAGUUCUAUGUUAGACCAUGGAUCAUUUGCAUACACAUUGUCUUUUGUGUCACUUUUAUAACUUUUUUACGGUUCAGAUACUCAUCUAUAUGUCUGUACAGAAAAAAGCUGCUAUUUUUUUUGUUCUUUAUCUUUGUGGAUUUAAUCUAUGAAAACCUUCAGGUCUGCCCUCCUUCCCUUCCCUCCCACUUCAACAAAUUUUCUUAUGCUUUGUUACUAUAGUGUGUAACUUUUACUUCCUCCUUCCCAGUAACUGAUACCUUUCAUAUGAUUUGCCAUGAACUGUUUAAUGCCUUUUUAUAAAUAUGUUUCCUCUUCCCCACCCCACCCCCCCCUUAGUUGUUUUACAACAUCUUGGCUGUGUGGGCUACAGGGCUUUUGAGGGGGACAUGGAGAAAGAAGGGACACCCCACGCAGAAACACAAGCUGUGCUGUGCUGUGGUGUUUUUAAACCCUGGUUUUCCUUCCUUCCCACUAACCUCUGCCCAGACAGCAUGCGAGUCUCUUACAGUGCAAGGCAUGAUACAAACUCAGGUCAGAAAAAAAAGGUUAAAUAUUUAGUACAUUCUUGUUCAGUGUUUAUAUUCAUUGUUGUACAAGGGUCCUACCCCUCCUUCCCUCCCCGCUUGUUUUGGUUGUGGCACACAUCCACCCACCCAUCCCCACACACACUCCCCACACAGACACACACACACAAGUAUAUGUUGUUUGUUGUUGGUUUUUUUUUUGUUGGUUUUUUUUUUAAAAAAAAAAAAAUUGUUGGGUACAACAGCAGACACCAGGCUUUUGGGUCAUUGAUUUUUUUCAGAAGACUAUUUUAACCCUUCCACCCUGUGGACAAGAGCUAUACCAGUUGCAGCUGGUGAUGCCAGGCAUUCUUAGGGUGGCCAUUGAACGCUUGGCUCCAGAAAACCCAGCUCCUCACCUUCCUAAUGAGGAAGCCCUCACGGAGGGCACCCUGGGCUGCACUUCAUGCCCUUGGUGACAAAAACAAGCCACCAAAAUAAACCCGCCACCAAAACCAAACCAAACCCACCAUGCCAUUUCCAUGGGGCUGGGUAGAAAGCAUGGAGCUGGGGCCAGUGGCUUGGCUGGCAAACGGUUAAGUGUUGGCAGCUAUGGAAACCUGUACAAGUGCAAGCUCGUUGCUUAAAUCAUAGACCAAACCUCAGAACAAAAGAAAAUGAGUAAGCUUGUUUGUUCAGUUGCAGAAGCCUUGGUGAAAGGGGAAGGAGGGGGCCAUCAGACAGUCUACAACCAAGGAGCCAUACCAGUUGCUCAUCUUACGUUAGUUACAGCAUCGAAGCCUUUGUUUAGCACUGAUCCAACCAAAUGAUGGCAGUGAAGAGGUGGUUCUGGGAUGGAAAUGUUUAAAUCUUUUGAGUAAGAACAAAGAAUUAAAAUAUACUGAUUGCUAGUUUUGACUGGAGAUUUUAAAAAGUUUGUAGUGCUUUUUGCUUGUGUAGUUUAGGUCCCAUUAUCUUCUCUUGCCUCUGUCCCAUAGUUAUUUUUCCCUUUUAAAAAUGAAAAAGACAAAAAAGUUAAUUAAGAAGGUAUUCUAUGUAGGAUUUUUUAUUUAUUUUUGUGAUAUCAGUUUAAAUCACUGUAGAGAUGCCCCAUAAUAAAUCUAAAUACUGAGAUAAGGGUUUUUGAGUAUGACAGGGGACAGUUUUUGAUUUUUUUCAAACAUUUAUCUACCUCACUCUUAUUUUUUUUAUAUGUGUGUAUAUAAAAAAAAUACAUCUCACAUCUCUCAGCAGCCAAUAAAUGCCGUUGAUACUGGUAACCUCUCACUCCAUAUACCACAUGCUCUAGGUUCUGGAGGGGAACAGUCACUGCCUGUCACAAAGGGUCACUUCAGGAUAUUUGCCUCAAUUCCAAGGAGUUUCUCCCAACUUUUUGGUUCAGAUUCAUCAUUGUGUGGAGAAAUCCAAGAGCUGUCUGACUUAGGGUGACCAUUCUGUUAAGGAAACACGAAGGCUUUUUAAUGUGCUGUCACGGCAGUCCUCAGGUCAGCAACAAAAUGCUGUGUGUUUAGAUGAGCCGGAGGCGUAGCUGACCUGAUAAGAGGACUUCAGAUCGUUUGAUGAAAUCUUUUACAGAAAUCUAUUGUCUACAAUGUUUGAAGGUCCAGAAGAAGUACUGGAGUAAAGGGAAUGGUCUUCCUGUUUGGCCUGUAGAAUGGGCUAAGUCAUUCCUGCCAGUUUUUCCUCAGAUGCCACAAGCACCAAAAAGACAUUUGGCUGAAUCAGCACCUAAAAAUAAAUUGGCUCGUACAGCAACAGCAUUGCUUUCCUGACCGAAAAAACAGUGAAAAAACCUGUCACAGGCUGCCUGUUGAUACUACUACAUCGAGUUUACAGCUUUGGAUCUUUGCUGCUUCUGUUUGAUGAGAGCACUGAUUUUUUUUUUUUUUUCCACAACUAACAUUGAAUUGAUUUCUUUUAACGUGCCAGUAAAAAUCCAGUUCUCUUUUCUUCCCCCGUUUAUAUGCUUCAUAACUGUGGAUUCUGAUGGACCAGCCAUUGCAUUUUAACUGCCCUCUGACAGCGUGUAACUGGUUUACAAGCACACAGGACUAACACGAGCUUGCCAUCAACUUGAUGUAUAAUGUUUCUCUUUUUCCAGCUCUGGCAGCUGUUCGUGCAGGUGUUGCUUGUGGUAUCUGAAUAAUGCGGUGCUUGGCUACUUCGGGUUGUAUGAGGCCUCGUGCAUGCACAGUGCUGUGGUUAAGGACUACAGAGUUUUCAGAGGGAGCAUUUCUCUCCAGCCCCGAGAACCCGGCAAAAUUUAAAGUUUUUCCUAGGUUGUUUUGGUUUGCCAUGUUAUAUUCAGUUCCGGUGACCCUUUGGUGCAGUGGCUCUUCCCCUCUCUUGCACAUACUGAUUACCACAACUGGAGAUCCUCAGAUCUUUCAGCUGGCUAGGAGGGUUUUGUUAAAACUGUCCGAGUUACUGGUUUUUAUAAUUGUAUGUAGGUGGUUUUAAAAUGCAUUAGGAAGAAACACUAAUGACUUAGCACCCAUCAUGGUAAACUUUUCAAAAAGCACUUCAGUAGAAGACAGUCACGUGGCAUCACAUACGCACGCGUGAUGGCAGUCAGCUCUCCUGGACCAAACCACCUUCAUGAUACCAUUGCGUUCUGUGUUUGCAAUUCAAGCUUAAUUCCUUUUUUGUUCUGUUUGUUUCCAUAGCUUUUUUUUGUCGUCGUUGUUGUGUUUUGUGCAUUUUGAAUAGCUUUAUUCACAUGGGUUUUUCAUGCAGCCUUCCCUUGGACAGUAAAUCAAGUUGUUUGUGCAUGUGAACAACUGAGAAUUAAUGUUGGCUUGAUAGAGUCAUAAUAUGGUUUGUAAUGUUGUUCUUCCCUGAGACCACUGGCUUGUCUGGUAUGGAAAAUUUAUUUAGAACUUCAGCUAUGUUUGAAUAAAGUUAAAGUAAUCCAGUUUGUUUGUAAAUUGAAAACAAAAGCCCACCCAGCCCUGAAAACCAGCAUUGUGACAAAUGGUACCAAGAUGUUUUAAUGAAGUAGGAUAACAAAUUGGCGUCACUGUGGGGAGCAGGCAGCUUUGGUUUUAGUGCUCGGCCAUUGCUUUCACCUGACUCGCAUUUAAAAGCUGCUCGGUGGCACAGAAGGUAGUUUGGUUGCAAAGGAAUGUGGCUCCCAUGUAAACACAGAAGUGUCAGCUGCGUGGUACUAAAUAAGGUGCUCUUUUGGGGGAGCGCUAAACUAGACACACAAGCCGAGCGCGAUGGAAAGCGAGGCCAGCCCAUGGGCACCAAGCCUUUCUCGGCGUGAUGCCUCUGCUCUUUAAAGCUGGUUCUAAGUGAUGGAUGAUUCUAGGCCUGUUCGCACUGAUGCUCCUCUUGGCCUUUAAAAACAAAGGAAAGCAAGCCCAGUAUGCCCAGGACAACUGGUCACCAGGUGGAACUGUUGCCGGGUCCUUGGGAACUGCUGAGGGGUGUUCGGUACAAGCUGAGUCUAAGUGAAUGACACUCCUAUUGUUGGUAUAACUCCAUACAUAUAUAUCUAUAUAUACAUAUAUAUAUCUGCAUAUGUAUAUCUAUAAUAUAGAUAUAUAUUGAAACCCUUUUCAUUCCAUUAGGAUAAGUAACACUUGUUUCCUGUUAUUCUUAUGUUGUUUGUCAACCAUGUAUUUAAUCACUGGGCUGAACAACAGUGGAGGAAGGUGCAAGGGAUCCACUCCUUACUAACCAGUGAUAAAAGCCAGAUGUUGCAACUUAACCCAUGAGUAGCUGUGCAGACAAGAAUUUAAGAAUGAUGUGUAGAAACAACACUAGUGGCCAGGGGUGCUGAAGAUACAGAACUGUAAAUAGGUAGGAGGGCUUUGAAGGAUGCCUCAGUUCAGGCGCUGGGUGCUCAGGGCCGGUGGAUGGCCCCUGAAAUAGGGCCCAGCCAGGUAAAUCAGAAUUGAGAAGUGUUUGCGUGGAGACACGCGAACACAAAGAGAUGGAGAUGGGUAUUUACAGAGACACAGGGCUUGGCAGGAGUUGGAGGUAGUUUCCUGAGCUUAAUAUGUGGGACAGUGUCAGAGCUCAGGUAUCACAAUUCUGAUCGUUGGUACUUGUAAAUAAACCUCUGACUUCCCAGCUGGAGCGCUGAAUUCAUUACCAGGAGUGUGAUGGUUGUUGCCAUCAGUCUGUAUGAAUCGGUCUCGACUUGCAGUUGGUCUGUUUUGCAAGUACCUUAAGACUAUCACUAGUUUGUGUAGUUUGUGUGUGUGCAUAUGCGUGUGUGCUCAUCUUUUUUUUUUUUUUUUUUUUUGUUGUUGUUGUAUGCGUUUCGUUGAUUAGUAAUCCAUUAGCAUUUUCAAUAGGGCUUUAAGUCCAGUAGAUUACGGGUAGUCAGUUGACGAAGAUCUGGUUUACAAGAACUAAUUAAAUGUUUCAUUGCAUUUUGUAAGUACGUAGAAUAAUUUUAUAAAAUGUUUGUAGUUUAUAAAUGCCUAAAAUAUAAUUUAAGGGCACUUUUCUGUGUCUGUGUAUGGGUGUGUCUGUCUGUUAUCAGGUUUUUUUUCAUGGUACCAGUUUACUAGCUAGCUUUACAAUAUGCCAAAAAGGAUCGCUAACUUGUCCAAUUCAUGGCUUGUCCUUCUCCCCCUACCCGCCCAAGCUUUGUGUCCCAGUAUACAGCGAACGAAUAUAAAGGAGUUGGGGAAAUGUUCUGUAUCUUCAGUAUCCUGGUCUUCCAGAGCCCUCUGGUUGGGGUGGGAUCAUCUUAACUGGUCAUUUCACUUUACUGUCUAGGGCAGUUAACUUAAUGGAUUACAAGAACCUCACUGGUCAGGGAAACAGAACGGGGUUUGCUGCUACCCAGUCUCACUUGUGCUGUUCAGCACCUGCUUCACGGUGGCCAUGUGGUUUGAAGGAUGUGACUGCAUAAGAGAAAGAGGGAAGACAGUUUUCAUAAUUACUAUUGAAGAACUAUUUGCAGAUAUCACUUUAAGAGUUUGUGUGCAGCCUCUAAAGAUGUUGAGCACCAUUUGAAGCUCUGUUGAAAUGAGCAGGGCAGGGUCCCUAUUUAUUUUUAUUUAAGAAUAUUGAAGAUCCCUUCACCUUCACCCUCCCAAAUUUGACUAACCACAUUGCUGAAGGGUUCUGAUGAUUUAGAUACUGUUUAAAAAUCAGCUCUUCUGUUUUCUGAACCAGUGAGGUUUGAGAUGAAAGGAUUGGCCAGAGUUGUCUACCUCUGGGACAAAAACAAAACUAGAAAGUGCUAAGGAAUGGAUGCAGUUGCAAAUACAUUUUCCGAUUUUUCUUGUUUAAAUUUUUUUAAGAGAAAAUUAAACAAUAACAUGGCCAAUUUAUUACAUGAAAAGACUUGCUGUGUAUAAAUUAUUCCUAAAGAAAUUCCUGUGUUUAUAUUAAAAUGAAUCAGUAGAUAAAAAAAAAAUUUCAAAAUGUUUUUGUAUAUUCUGUUGUAAGAAUUUAUUCCUGUUAUUGCGAUAUACUCGGGAUUCUUUACAUUAUGAAAAGAAGAAACUUUGUCUAUUUUGAAUGGCUGAAGCUAAGGCUCCUUUAGUUUCUCUUACUCUGCUUUUUUCUAGUAGUUUCAGUACUACAUGAUUUAAGUUAAAUAAAAGAAUUCUGUAUGCA